Schistosoma guineensis is the source of this 4755-nucleotide messenger RNA. The record is from the annotation of a GenBank genome assembly. Lineage: Eukaryota; Metazoa; Platyhelminthes; Trematoda; Strigeidida; Schistosomatidae.
GAAACAUUCAUAUAGCUAUGACGAAUUACAAAUAAAUAAUCAAUAAAAUAUAAUGAAAAUUAAACAUUUCAAUAAACAAUUUAGUUUAAAAUCUAUUAAUACAACAGGAAAUAUUGAUAGAAUUGAAUUUACCUCAAUGUAUUCUGGACCACCAUUUGCUAUGGCUAGUAGACAAAUUGAAAAUGGUUUAUUAGAUUGUAAAGAAUUAUUAGAUUCAAAAAUGUUUUAUAAUAUAACCAAUUCAAUAAAUAAUAAUUGUGGUACUACUCCUACUACUACUAAUAAUAAUAGUAAUACUAGUAACAAUAAUAAAGGUUAUCUAUCAUCUGGAAGUAAAUAUGAAUGUUACCAUCCACUUAUAUCAUCUAAUGAAGAACAAGUUUAUAAUGAUAAUAAUAAUUUAAAAUCUUUAUCAAAACGUAAAUUAUUAACAAAACAAUAUAAAACAAUCGAUGUUUUAAUGAAACCUUCUACAAAUGAUGAAUUAACAUCCAUUAAAACAUCGAAUAAAUCUGUAGCAUUUAUUGAAUGUGGAAAUUAUAAAUUAGAUACUAUAGAUAAUGUAUAUCAUGAACCUGAAUAUAUACAAAUGAAAACUAAAAUGAAAUCAAUCUUUGACAAUUUAUUACAUAAUAGAUUGUAUUCAUGUUGUAAAUCAAAUAUGAAGUCUAAUUUAUGUGCACAUUUAUCUGAUUAUAUACAUGCAAAUAAUAGACGUAAACAAAUGAUCAUAGUGAUUAUUGUAUUAUCGAUUUUAUUAUUGAUUAUUAUUAUUAUUACUAUGAUAAUAUUGUAUAAAUUAUAUGAUGAAUCAUCAAUCUCUUCAUAUACAUUGCCGAUAUCAACAUCAUCAACGACAUCAUCAUUAUCACCAUUACGAUUAUCAUCUGAGUUAUUCAAUCUAGAACCAUUACAGUCUACAUUGUCUACAUCAUUAAAACGAAUACCAAAUUUUAGCAAACAACUUAAUACAUCUAAAGUUUCAUCUAUUAAUCCCAUUGAAAAUAAUAAUAAUAAUAUUAGCAGUCAUGAUAACAGUAGUAAUAAUAGUAGUAUAGAUCAAAAAUGUAAAAUACAAAAAUUUUGUUUAAAUAUUAGUUGUUUACAAAUUGCCUCAAUUUUAGCUGAACGUUUAGGACGUUAUAAUCGACCGAAAAUUAUCAUAAAUCUAUUAAAUAAUCAAUGUUCAAUGGAAGAUAUUGAUGAAAUUAUUAAAAUAUUUUAUAUUGGUGAUGAAUUUCACUUAGCAACUCAUGAAAAUAGUUUAUAUAAAUUUAAACAAAAACGUUUAUCCACAUUAUGGUCAUAUGUUAUGAAUGAAUUACAAGGAUAUAUUAUAGAAGAUAAAAAACGUCCAUUGUUUCUAUGGAUAGAAAAAUUAGCUUAUCUAUUUCAACAUUUAAUUGAUCAGCAUAUAUAUAAGAAGAAUAUAACAAAUAUAACUAGGACAAAUACUACAACUAUGACGGUUAAUAAUACUGAUGAUCAUAGAAGUACCAAUGUAGAUCAUAGUGACCAUAAAACGUUCAGGCAUAAUAAGGAUAAAGAUAUUGAUCAUGAUAAUUUAUUAUUUAAAUCAUCCAAUAAUAAUAAUAAUAAUGAUCAAAAGAAACAAUCAAUAAUUCAUGGAAAUUCCAGCUUAAUUUAUCAUUCCAUUCAAUUGAAUAAAACUAGAUUAAUUCAACCUAUUUUAACUAAUAAUGAAGUAUAUUCAUCAUUUAUAAGUUCAACAAUGAAAAUGAUUCAACCAAAUGAAUUAGAAACAACAAUUAAUAUGUCAUAUAAAACAGAAUUAGAACAAUUAAAUGAUUUAUUACAAUUAGGGAAUAUUGCAUUUCAUGGAUUAGACAACGUUCUUAUCAAUGUACAACUAAAUUUACGUGUACCAUUAUUCUUUUCUGCAUGGAUAGAACGUUCUCAUACUCCUGGUUUAAUGGACUCACUUAUACCAAUGUUGGAUAAUUGUGAACAACCAGAAUUACCAACGUAUGAAGAGUUGGAAAAUUAUAUUACAGAUAAAUCUAAACCUUUUGUAACUUCCUCAUCGUCAAGAUUAUUCAAUACAUCACCUCUGGAUAGCUUAGCAUCAUCAUCAUCGUCGUCGUCGUCAACACCGUUUCUAUGGAAUCGUGUUCAUGAAUUACAUAACUACAUUCAUCAUCUUGGUAAAUUAGCUUGGAAAGCAAGAUAUUCAAAUAUUCCGAACCAAUAUCUUUCUGAUGGAUCAUCUAAAUAUCUAAACUUUUCUGGAGUUCUACCUGUUUUAUAUAAACUUCAAAAGUUAAAUCAUCAUAGCGAAAUCAAUAGAACAAGUGCUCACAAAAUGACUAUACGUGAAUUAAUGCAAAUUACACAGCAUACUAUCAACUUUCCACGUUAUCUGGGUAAAUUAACUUCACGGAAUCAUUUGACUAUAAUGCCUAGAGAUAUGCAAGUAUGGGUUACUAAUAUUGACUAUUAUGAUAAAUUGGGUCGAGUGUUACAACAAACAUCGUUUAGCGAGUUACAAGACUACAUUACAUUUGCAAUACUUCACAAAUAUGGAGGAUACGUUGAUCAGGAAACUGCACAAUUAAAGAAUAAGUUCCUAAAACCAUAUGCAGAAAGCCUUGGAAUCGAUCAAGUUUCUUAUUGGCCAUUUUUGUUAGAUUUAGCUUCACCAGGAUUACAACAAAUUCUUCAAAGUCAAUGGAGUUCCAUUCAACUCAGUCAUGGAAUUAAACAAUUUCAGAAUGAAAUUUUAACUCCUGUACAAUCGAUAAUCAUUAAGUUGUUAAAUAGAUCAAUGCCUGGAACAACAAAAUGUUAUCAGUUAUUAAAUAAGAUAAGUAGUAUGAAAAUUCAACUCAUGUCAUACAAUGGUCAUGAUUCGAUGGGAGAUUUUUAUUCUGAGUUAAAAAUUCAAUCUAAACAAAGUCUUUUAAUACAAUUAGUUCAAUUUAAUAAUUUUUUAUCACAAAAAGCAAUAUCUACUGAUUUGUCUAAAUUAAUUCCAGAUCUUGGUCUUAGUUCUGGAGGUAGUAAACUUUUUCAAUAUAUCCACAAUUCUAAUAUAUUGGAAAUCUCACUUCUAUUAUUACAAUGGCCUUAUUUUAUGCCAGAUUUAUCAAUACCCAGAUAUUUAAAUUUUGGAUAUUUAUGGUAUUCAGUGACAAAAAUUAUAUCAGUUUUACUCACCAAUGAGAGAUGCUUGGAUGUAAGCAUUUUCUAUCAAGGUGAACAUGAUGAAUUUGACCAAUAUGUACGGAAAUUCCUCCUGGAUUCAAAGUUCAUGGAUCAAUGGCUAACAUGGUCUAAAACACCAAAUGUCUUUCAAUCAAUUUUAGCUAUUGAGAUCACAGGUCGAAUAUACAAAGAUUAUUUAUCAAUCAAUCAUAAUCAACCAGAUUCUAAUUUACCAGGAAUAUUUCUUACACAUAAAGAAUUAUUUUACCAGUGGAUAUUUCAAUUAAUCUGUCCUGGAUUCGAUUAUGCUAAUAUUAUAACGCAUAAUAAUGUUCUACUACAUAGUAUAGAAGAAUGUGAUGUAAUUCGUACAGCUUUGAAAUUAUCACCGACAUUUAGAUGGUUUAUGGAAUGUUCAUGAAAAGAACUCAACAACAACAACAACAAAACUUAUUUUUAUAUAUUCAUUAAAAAUCUAAAGCUUCAAUGGAUGGAUGGAUAUCUAACCAGAACAGAAAUUGUGAAUAAUAACUUUCUAGUAAAAAGAAAAAUAUCAUAAUAUUAUCUAGUUUAUCAUGAUUCUGAUUUGAAGAAAGUUUCUAUUAUCAAUUUAAUUGAUCAUAGACUUGUAAGAAAUAUGAUAUUUAAAAAAAAAACCCAGGAGAUGAUAAUGAUUUAAAGUGCAAGCAUCCUUGAAUCAUUCAAUUCAAUAUUAUUGAUUAAUUGGAUUAGAUCAUAAUUGAAUUUUUUUCUUUUUGGAACUGAAAUUCAAUCAGUUUACCAUGAUAUAAUCAAUAAAAUCUUCUCAAUUGGAUUUAAUUGAACAUUGUUAAAAUAAAGUCUUGUUUUUCUUAAGGUUUGUCUUUAUGAAAGAGUAAAUAUAUGUGAAAAAUCCGCUAAUCAUAUCACAUGCAUAUAUCAUAUAUCUUGUAAACAACUGAAAGCAAUCCAAUCUAAGGCUUUGUAAAUUUAUUUUAAAAAUUUCAUAUACAAGUCUAUCAAACAGAAUCAAUUCAAUAGUUCAUUUUCUUCUUGAACAAACAAACAAACAUACAAUAAGCUGCUAACUACUUGGAACUUAAAAAUUAGAAUAUUCUAUAUUUUAAUGUAUAAAUCAGUAGUAUAAAAAAGUUUCACUUGUCCUCAGACAAAUUCCUUGGAUAAUGAUUUCAUUUAUGUCUAUUAAUAUCACAAUAGAAAGAACAUUGUAUACAUAAAAACGAAAACAAAGAAUUCAUUACAUAUUAAUAAAAACAAAAAAAAUUCGUCUAUUGUAUUAAAUAUAUGAUGAGGAAUGUAUGCAUAUUCUUUUACUGUCUGUUCUGUCUCAAGAUAGUUUAUAGUAAGUCCGAAUGAUGUACAAUAGAAAGAUUCUUCUUACAAAAUUAACAUUAAUCCCCUAAACACCAUUAAAGAGAGAACUAAAAUAAAGAGAUCAAUUUAAUAUAAUUAGUCGGGGUUGUAAUAGAACAACUCUAACAUUUUGACAUAUAGUAAAUAUAGCAAACUAAAUACGAAAACAACCAACUGCUUAGCAGUAGAGAUAUUGUCAACAUCAGAACUUCCACUGCAGUAAACUUUAUAUUGAAA